Sinocyclocheilus anshuiensis is the source of this 865-nucleotide messenger RNA. Its product is annotated as protein S100-A16-like. NCBI's taxonomy places the organism in Eukaryota, Metazoa, Chordata, Actinopteri, Cypriniformes, Cyprinidae. Gene Ontology annotation, molecular function: calcium ion binding; calcium-dependent protein binding. The transcript is spliced from 3 exons. The record is from RefSeq and is a predicted model, not a curated record. The coding region runs from base 106 to 384 and encodes 92 amino acids. Gene Ontology annotation, cellular component: perinuclear region of cytoplasm.
AAAAAAGCAACUUGGGAAGAUUGGAAUUCGCAGAAGGCAUUGUACUGGCUUAAAUUAGAAGAGGCAAGAAUCAGCAGAAGUUUCCUUACAAAACUAGUUACAAAUAUGGAGGGUGCCAUUAAAACAGUUGUUAUGCAGUUCCUGUCUUCAGCACGGGGAAAAGAGAGCCUGGGUGGGAAGAGCUUCCAAAAGUUAGUCCAGAGUCAGCUGGGAAACAUCCUGGGUGACACUGACAGCUCUUCAGCAGUGAAGGACAUGAUGAAAGGCCUGGAUGACAACCAGGACGGGAAGGUCAGUUUCCAGGAGUACCUGACGCUGGUGGGCUACCUGGCCAACUCACUGAGUGAGCAGAAAGCACAGAGCAGCGCAGCCGGUGGACCAUAAGAAGCCCAAAAUGCAUUGAUGACACUUGGGUUGAUGACACUGGCAAUCAUUUGUAAUGCUGGAGUCUUGCACCAGUAAUGAGACUGGGGAUAGUUGUCACAAUUUUUUUACUUAUUAAAAAGUUUUCAAGGUAUUGCUUUAAAAAAAAAAAAAAAGGUCAAACCAUUGUUUUGGCCAAAACACACUGUAUUAAUUGUGUAAAAUUACCGUAAAUUUACAUACAUAACAAAACACAACUCCUUUAGCCCUUGUGACUUCCUGUUGUAACAACUAGCCUUGGUCUCCAAUGCAAUAUAAAAUCUCUGAUAUUACAAUUAAAUUAUAAAUCUGUUUACAUGUACUCGCAUUAAUGCAUUUAUAAUACAAUGUCUGACCUGUGGCCAUGUACAAGUGCUAAAUCAAGUAACUUUUUGUUGCAUAAGUGUUUGCUUAUUUUUGUGUUAUUUUUGCUUUCCAUGUAAACAGGUUUUCAUUUCUAAGC